Bipolaris sorokiniana ND90Pr is the source of this 537-nucleotide messenger RNA. RefSeq lists its product as uncharacterized. The coding region runs from base 1 to 537 and encodes 178 amino acids. The transcript has 5 exons. The record is from RefSeq and is a predicted model, not a curated record. NCBI's taxonomy places the organism in Eukaryota, Fungi, Ascomycota, Dothideomycetes, Pleosporales, Pleosporaceae.
AUGUCUGUCCAAGAUAGAGCCCAGGCCCAGCUGUCACAGCUCGACAAGGAGUUGUCCAAAUACCCCGCCCUCAACAACUUUGAGAAGCAGACCUCCGUCCCCAAGGCCUACAUGGUGCUUGGUCUUGCCGGAUUGUACUUCUUUCUCAUCUUCUUCAACAUUGCCGGGGAGUUUCUUGUCAACGUUGCCGGGUUCAUCAUCCCGGGCUACUACUCUCUAGACGCCCUCUUCUCCGCAAGCAAGGUCGAUGACACUCAGUGGCUGACAGCAGCUAACGCGGCUAUUCAGUACUGGGUGACCUUUGCUUUCCUGACCGUUUUUGAGAGCGCUGUCAGUGCCAGCUACUGGUUCCCCUUCUACUACACCUUCAAGUUUGUCCUUGUUCUCUGGAUGGCUCUGCCCCAGACUGCUGGUGCCCAGCUAGUCUUCCGUUCUUUCAUCCAGCCCGUUUUCUCCCGCUACUUCUCGCAGAGUGGCUCCACUGCCGCCGACCUCCGCGCCAAGGUCGAUUCCGCCGGCAAGGCUCAUGCCUCGUAA